AUGGAAGAAACAGAGGCCGUGCAACAAGAUAUCGAAGCAUUGGAAAGAGAGAUUCAAACCAUCAAGAUUCAAAUAGCAAACGCUCAUAGUGGUGCCAGCAAGGAUGAGGUAAAGAUACCUGAUGCAUAUAAGCAGUUUCUUUCAGAGAAUAUUAAUUUCUCUAAUUUGAUGAGGAAAGACGAAAAUACUACUCUGUCUAUAAAUUUAUCACCAAGAAAGCCCGGUACUACUACAGGUCAGAUACAGGGAAUAGAUUCGUCUAUUCGAUCUAACUUCGGUGUGUCAAGUGGACACAAUGAAGUUGCAGGUUUCAAGUCAAUCACAGAUUUUGUCCAAUGGGAAAAUAGUGUACGGCUCAUAGGAGUCUCUUUAUUCCCAGUGAAUUAUGACAACAUCGAGUUUAUGGGUAUCAGAUUAGAAUUAUUUGACGAAUUGUCUCUCAAAUAUGACCCACCUUUCUAUGUCAUUUUGAAACCAUCCGUAAAGCGCCUCGGAAUUUGGGAAUUGUUCAAGCAUAAUUUACCAAAAUACAUUAAUAUCCACCAGCAUUGGCAACUAAUCACAAAAGAUACCGAUACUAGUGACUCUAAUAUCAUGAAGUUCGCGAACCUGUGUUAUAAAGACCUUUUAAAGGUUCACUCUAGAGUUCAAUUUUUCCGUAAGCUUGAGGGAAACUAUGUGAAUGAUAAGCAAUAUUCAUUGCUUCACAUCGAUAACAUGGGGCUGAACGUUUCUUUCAGGCUUGGUGCAGAUAUAAUAAAGAUAAAGGUUGACGAUGGUGAUGACGAGAUUAUAGACUGUACUUUCAAUGGAGAGAAGAAUAUUUCUUUAUUGGGAUCUAUUUACGGCAUAACUAAUAGGUUCCAGUCGAUUAUAAUGUAA
This is a messenger RNA of Kluyveromyces lactis, 882 nucleotides long. It is a transcript of the gene MCM21, whose product is annotated as Mcm21p. The transcript is spliced from 2 exons. Gene Ontology annotation, cellular component: kinetochore. NCBI's taxonomy places the organism in Eukaryota, Fungi, Ascomycota, Saccharomycetes, Saccharomycetales, Saccharomycetaceae. The record is from RefSeq and is a predicted model, not a curated record. Bases 1 to 882 code for a protein of 293 amino acids.